GCACGUAGCCCGGCUGUCGUGGCUGCGCCAUCCUUGAAUUUCACCACGUUGAUGCCUUGUCGCUCGAAGACAUUGGCAAACCUCUCCUUCAGCAUUUGUCGAUCUGCCAUCCAGCUCUGUAUUCUUUCCAUCUACUUGAUCAAACAGCCUGGUACGGAGUUCGGCGCAGGCAACGUCUGCAAAAUGUCUGAGCGAGUUGAUCCGCAAGGCUGGGACCGAUUCAGGAACGCCAUUCGCGGUCUCUACAUCGCAAAUGGGCAUAAACUUGAAGGACCCGAUGGUGUCAUUAAGAAAAUGGAAGAGAGACAUGGAUUCAAGGCUACGAAAGCACAAUAUGAGAAGAAAUUCAAGGAAUGGGGCUUUAAGAAGAACCACACAAAGGAAGACUGGAGAAUUGUUGGUUCCAAGGUUGAACAAAGGAAACGGGCAGCAAAAGAAAGCAACGUCUAUCUCGACCAUGAAUUGAUGCCGCGGAAAAAACUUCAGAAGGAGAUAUCUCGCCAGGGGUAUAUGUCAUUCACGGAGCAGUUCAACCAAGCCCAUCUGACACCUCCCCGAACACCUCCCGGAUUUGACAUACGCACCCCGACGGCAAGAUCAGUUUUUAGACUCGUCUUUGAAGAUCUGCCUAUACUUCAAUUUCAAGAAGUAGUACAUCCCUUAGCUGAAGCCGUCAAGUCUUUCGACUCUAGCUUAUCAGCACUUGUGCCACUCUUUGGGGAACGAUUCAAUCAAGGGAAUCUGAGCAAGGCUAGCUUGUCUAUGAUAGACUCUCUUAUCCCUAACUCAGCAUUCAAUCAAGAGCCUUGUGCGACAGAAAUUGCACUAAGAGAAGUCGAGAAACCUAGUUCUCUCCAGUUCUUGAACCUUGCAACUUUCUUGAUCUCAAACAACUUUCCUGGAGAAACCAGCGACGAGAAAUUAUACAAAUGGUUUACUCAGGGUGGCACCGCCGUUGUCAAAACCCUGACCUCUAUGGAGGGAACAACUGCGGAGGCACUCCGUGAAAAGCUGUUUCGGUUUGCAAUAGAGGCUGAAGACGUCCCAACUGUCAAGCUCAUGAUCAAAUCAGGGGUGGAUCCUAACGGGCACGUUUGCAGACAUUUACGAAUUCCGGACAAUAUGAAUCCAUUUCAGUUUGCCUGCAUUAGAGGGAAUACGGAACUGGUCCAUGUAUUGAUCGACGCCGGAUCGGUCAUUGACCAGCCUGGCAGUGGCUGGAAAAGCAGUGGAUUGGUCCUUGCUAUCAUUGGGGAGAACUUCCGAGGAAGAAAAGAUUUCUGGGGAUUACGAAAUUUUCCUCAUCUAGAGAAAUAUUGGGAGGUUCCUGACGACCACUUGGACACUCAGGAAAGGGCAGCUCUCUUUCUCAUCCUCAUUAGAUCCUUAAUGGACGCUGGAGCGGCUAUUAACCCAAAGGUUGAUAAGUCGAACUUGGAGAGCUUGAAUGGGAAGAAGGGAGCAUAUCAGCCUCUUUACCAGAACUCCUUUGGCAUAGCACUGUGUUCAGUCAUGGUGGAAUCGCACUCGCCACUGACAGUCGCCUCUAAAUAUCGGAAUCUGGAGCUCGUUGACUUUUUUCUUCAGAAAGGGGCAGACGUAAACUUUCGGACAAAAAAAGGCACUUCCGCUCUUCAGGAAUGUCUCUAUAGCACGGAGGAACGAGCGAUAGAUUGUUUCAACUCUCCAGUCAUCACACCAAAACCACUAUCCAAACGGAAACCACUAUUUCCCGGUGCAAAAAGUCUAUCGAGGGUCAUCGGCGUGGCUCAAAGUCUCCUAGAUGCAGGAGACGAUGUACACGGAGAGGUUUAUUGGCGUGACAGGUCAGAUAACCGUCACGGUCACACAGGAUUUUGUACGACAACUUUCGAGCUGAGUGUGCUGACAGAAAGUGUUGUGCUUGUUAAGAUGAUGCUGCGCGCCGGGGGUAACAGGACGGCCAGGUAUUCAUUGGACUAUGCCAUCAAGAUAGGCGACUUCGAACUUGUGGCAUUGCUCUUAGAUAUUGGUGCUCCUUUAUCGCCAUACGCUAUCCAGUUGGCCAUGGGCAGAGGCCAGGAGAAGAUCUUUGGGGCUCUACUCAAGGCGCGACCGGAUAUUAGGACACAAAGGAUGGUUUUGGUUGAAGCUAUAGUCCUGGGGGAAAAUGCUAUUAUAAACCAAGUCUUUGAAUGUGGAGUUACCAAAGGCCGAAAACUUCUUCAAGAGCUCCACGGACUGGAGUCGGCUCUCCAAUUUGGACCCAUUGACACCUUGCGCCUCAUCAUUGACAAAUUUUCAAUGUGUGAUGUGUCAAUUUCUCCGUACCUCGGAGGCGCUGUAUUACGGGCAGUCGACAGUGGCUAUGGUCGUAUGCUAGACACCCUUCUAUCUGCUGGUGCGGAUAUCAAUGCCGUUUCCGAUUCUGGACAAACCGCACUGAUGGCUGGAAUUCAAAGGAAAGACCGGAACACGGUUUUGAAGCUCAUCAAUCACAACUCAAUCCUCACUGUCCUCAGCAGGAAAACGAUACUCACGGGGUAUAGUAAAGAGUCCACUGAAAAUUGCGUGUCGCACCACGAGGUCUGUGGCCAUGCACUGAUUAUGGCUAUUAAAUGGGGCGACGACUUGGUGGUUGAGAAACUUCUUAACGCAGGAGCAAGCCUUGACGCUCUAGGCAGAGCCGAUGGCAAAGGGGGGGAGUCUGUAUGCAUUUGCACAACGGCCCUCACUGCUGCCAUCAUGAAAGGAAACUUGCCUUUGGUUGACAAGCUCAUUUUUAUGGGCGCUGCUGUCAACAACCCUUCUGAUUCUGCAUCCAGUUCUGUGACGCCCCUUGCAGCUGCUGUCAAGGAGGGGCACAUUGAUUUGGUAGGCCGUCUUAUUCAGAGCGGAGCAAACCCUUAUGAUUCCAAAGCCUUAGGAGAGGCCACGGCCGAGUUCGGACUGCUUCAAAUCCUUCUUACAGCGCUGGAUAGCUGGGACAUGACUGAUGACAGCAAGGAUGUGGGACACGAGGCGCUGGAUAUAGCGAUGCGAAGGCAAGACCAGAUAACUAUCGUGUCUCUCCUUGAUGCCCUUCUAAAGUACAAUAAACGGACCGAUCGGAUAUUGUCAACGGCGUUACUAGGAGCUCUCAAACACGAUACUGCCGCCAACUACCCGAUUGUCAGCAUGGUUCUUGGCCAUGGUGCUGACCCGAACACGGUCUUCGAAAUGGAUAAAGAUUUGGAAAAAUAUCCGGGAUACUUCCGUUACCUCAGGGCCGCCCUGUGUGUGGCAAUAUACAAGAAUCCGGACAAAGUUAGAGUACUGUUGGCAGCAGGUGCCGAUGCAGAUAAAAAUCUGACGAGUGGUAUGUAUGAUUCCCCGAUGCAGUUUGCUGUGUCUAGGAAAAGCCUUAAUACAGUGCGCAUACUUCUCGAGAAUGGAUCGAAUGCAAAUACAGUUGCCCUCCCUCAGAGCAAUGAAAGAAGCUGCAACGAUGAACCGCAACGCGAGAACGGAACACCACUUCAGAUUGCAGUGAGUAAUCAAGAUACGGCAGCAAUCAGGCUUCUUCUAGAAUACAAGGCAACCGCAAAUGCCAUCCAUGGCAACAUGCUUCACACACCUCUGCAGAUGGCUAGCAGAGAUGGAGGCAAAGAGAUUGUGGAACUUCUCCUUGAGCACGGAGCCGACGUGAACGCGCCGCCAACCAAAGAAUUCGGCGCAACCGCACUACAGUUCGCUGCCAUUAAAGGUCUCCUCGGGAUUGCCUAUCUGCUGCUGCAGUACGGCGCCGAUGUGAAUGCUCCCGCUGCUGAAAUUGGUGGAAGGACAGCUUUGGAAGGAGCGGCUGAGCAUGGAAGGAUUGACAUGGUGCAAUUGCUCCUCAAUUCCAGAGCGAAUAUAUUUGAAGAUGGACAGGAACAGUACGAAAAUGCUGUGAGAAGAGCAUCAGAGAAUGGGCACCAUGCAGUUAGGAGACUUCUCGAAUCGUAUCAUGGGUAGCAGGGAUGAUUAACAAGCAAGGUAGAAUUAUUGUGGAAUUUCAUUUGAGCUUGCAGGUAAAUAUUGGAUUGGAGUUGGUUAUUGAACUUUCAAUGCUCUUCACAUAAUCCCCAGGUGACAAUAGCGGUGAAAUGGAAGCUUUUCAGCCGAUACCCAGAUUGUGGACUGGAUGUAGUAACAAUCAAGAUCUGAGCUGCUACCCCCUGAAUCAAGCCCGCCACAUCUUCUCUCC
Hyaloscypha bicolor E is the source of this 4207-nucleotide messenger RNA. Its product is annotated as ankyrin. The coding region runs from base 52 to 3975 and encodes 1307 amino acids. The transcript is spliced from 4 exons. The record is from RefSeq and is a predicted model, not a curated record. Gene Ontology annotation, molecular function: protein binding. NCBI's taxonomy places the organism in Eukaryota, Fungi, Ascomycota, Leotiomycetes, Helotiales, Hyaloscyphaceae.